AUGCUGCUUUCCAGGCUUAUUCUGAUUACCUUUGUCUUAGGAGUCGGAGCUCAGGAAACUCCCGACUCAGAUAACCUCGAAUACAUAAACCCCCUCAUUGGCUCUACGAGUGGUGGAAACGUCUUCGCCGGGGCCUCCCUCCCAUACGGUCUAGCAAAAGCCGUCGCAGAUGUAGAUGGCCAGAACACGGGCGGGUUUUCAACAGAUGGAAGCCGUGUGACGGGGUUCUCAGCUCUUCAUGACUCUGGCACGGGAGGGAAUCCAUCCCUAGGAAACUUUCCUCUCUUUCCACAAGUCUGUCCCGAUAGUGAGGAUGUCAAUACUUGUGACUUCCCAAAGAGUGCUCGGGCAACAGGCUACAUCAAUGACUCGGUCGUUGCGAGGCCGGGGUAUUUUGGCCUGACUCUAGAAAGCGGGAUAAAAGUGGACAUGACCGUUUCUGAAAGAGCGGCCUUGUUCCGAUUUACUUUCCCUUCGAGUGCCGGCUCGGGAAAUGCAAGUCCGCUGAUACUGCUCGAUCUGACGGAUCUCUGGGAUAGUCGGCAAAAUGCCUCUAUCGCCAUUGACCCGGAAAACGGGAGAAUACUGGCCAACGGGACGUUCCUCCCUUCAUUUGGUUCUGGGUCAUACAGAUCAUACACCUGUGUGGACUUCUACGGAGCAGAUAUUCGCGAUGGUGGAGUGUGGGUGAACGACCGUGCAGGUACAGAGACGCAAGAUUUGUAUGUGAAGAGGGGGUUCAACCUGUUUUACCUGCAGGCUGGUGGAUUCUUAAGGUUCAGAAGGUUAUUCGAUGAGGAUAUGACAGUGGCUGCGAGAGUUGGCGUUAGCUACAUAAGCAGCCAACAGGCCUGUGAGAACGCAGAGAGGGGGAUUCCGAACCCCUUGAAUGAUUUUGAACGAUUGCGGACUGGCGCGGAGGGUGCAUGGAGAGAAAGGUUAAGCCCUAUCUCUAUCAAAUCUGGUGGAGCUGAUGUGGAGCUGGAGAGGAGCUUCUGGAGUGCUAUCUAUCGAAACAUGCUGAGCCCGCAGGAUAUGACAGGAGAGAAUCCACUUUGGGAGAGCAAAGAGCCGUAUUUUGAUUCCUUCUAUUGCAUAUGGGACUCAUUCCGUGUACAGCACCCACUUCUAACCAUCAUUGACCCCGAGACUCAGUCCCAAAUGGUCCGCAGUCUUCUAGAUACGUACAGGCAUGAAGGCUGGCUGCCAGACUGCCGUAUGAGUCUAUGCAAAGGCUGGACUCAGGGCGGCUCAAACGCUGACGUUGUUCUCGCGGAUGCGUAUGUUAAGAAUCUUACGGGGAUUGACUGGGGUCUCGCCUACGAAGCCAUGGUCAAUGAUGCUGAGAACGAGCCAUUGGAAUGGUCAUAUGAGGGCCGUGGCGGGCUUCAGAGCUGGAAGCGUCUGAACUAUAUCCCAUAUCUCGACUUUGAUUAUCUAGGCUUUGGAACAAACUCCCGAAGUAUCUCGCGAACGGUUGAGUACUCAUACAACGACUUCUGCGUAUCAACUGUCGGAAGAGGACUGAAGAAAGACAGGUACACAACCUACCUCUCCCGCGCGGGUAACUGGAAGAACCUGUUCAAGAACGACCAGACAUCUUUCAUCAACGGUACAGAUACAGGAUUUGUUGGUUUCUUCCAGCCGAGAUACCUGAACGGAACAUGGGGCUACCAGGACCCCAUCGCCUGCAGCGCCCUUGCUUCGUGGUGCUCACUUACAAGCAACCCAUCAGAAACAUUUGAGUCGAGCGUCUGGGAGUACCAAUUCUACGUCCCCCACGACAUGUCCUCCCUAAUCACCACACUUGGCGGCGACGAUGCCUUCAUCUCCCGCCUCGACUUCUUCCACGACUCCGGCCUCGCAGACCUAGGCAACGAGCCUGUAUUCCUAACAGUAUACCAGUACCAUUACGCGGGUCGCCCAGGCCUAUCCUCAAAGCGCGUUCACGGCUACAUUCCUUCACGCUUCAAUACAUCAACCUCGGGGCUUCCAGGUAACGACGACUCCGGCGCAAUGGGUGCAUUUACCGCGUUCUCAAUGAUGGGACUGUUCCCCAACCCGGGGCAGAAUGUAUAUCUUAUCACAGCGCCAUUUUUCGAAGAGAUUUCUAUCACGCAUCCGCAGACGAAUCAGACGGCCGUGAUUAGGAGCGUUAACUUCGAUCCAGCUUAUAACCGGAUAUAUAUCCAGAGUGUCAGGCUGAAUGGCCAGGCCUAUACAAGGAAUUGGAUUAGCCAUGAGUUUUUCACGGAGGGCUGGACGUUGGAGUUGGUUCUCGGUGAGGAGGAAAGUGGAUGGGGAAGAGCUGUAGAGGAUAGGCCGCCGAGCUUGUCGACGGAUCUGGGGAGAGAUUUGAUAAUAGAUAGAGGUGGCUAUGGUGAGGCUGGUGCUAAUAUUCUGUCAUAGAUAUAUUUUGCGCAGUAAAGAGGAUACAUACGACCCUCUGUCCUCAAGCUGAAAGGUGUAGAAACAGGGUUGAAGACCACAU
Messenger RNA from Aspergillus calidoustus, 2491 nucleotides. The record is from the annotation of a GenBank genome assembly. Lineage: Eukaryota; Fungi; Ascomycota; Eurotiomycetes; Eurotiales; Aspergillaceae.